CACACACACCCACACACACACACACACACACACACACACACACACACACACACACACACACACACACACACACACACACACAGCCUCGCGGCCACCAGUCCUCCGCCGCCUCUCUUUCAGCGCGGCUCUCCAUCCUCUCUGCGGCGGCUGCACCUCACAUCCCGGCCGCAGACUGUCUGUCUCCGCGGGGCCAUUGUGAUUCUCCCUCAUUUUUUGGAGCAUUAAAACGAUAUUGACAUGAUGGGUAACAAACAACGACGAGGCGUGCAUUUCAAGGGCUUGCUGAAGAGGAACUGGCUUCUGAUCGCCACGAUUUUCUCCGUGGUGCUCGGGAUCAGUCUGGGCGUCCUGGUCAGAGAGUAUGCGUCCCUCUCACAGCUCCACAAGCAGUAUUUCGGCUUCCCAGGAGAGAUCCUCAUGCGGAUGCUGAAGCUGGUCAUCCUCCCACUCAUCAUCUCAAGCAUGAUAACAGGUGUUGCAGCCCUGGAUUCUGAGGUGUCGGGGAAGAUAGGUCUGCGAGCUGUAGUCUAUUACUUCUCAACCACCAUCAUCGCAGUGGUUCUUGGGAUCACUUUGGUGAUGACGAUCAAACCAGGAGUGUCUCAAACAGCUGAUCACAUCGACAGAGCUGGAAUCACGCCCAACGUCACCACAGUGGACACCCUCCUGGACCUCAUCAGAAACAUGUUCCCCGAAAAUCUGGUGCAGGCUUGUUUUCAGCAGUACAAGACCAAGCGCAAAGAGUUGGACCCUCCCAAGGUUUCCAACAACAACACCACCACCAUCCCCCCCCUCACAACCGCUAUCAUGUCGGUGGUAGAGAACAUAACCAAGGAAUAUAAGAUCGUUGGCUCAUAUUCGGAUGGAAUCAACGUUUUGGGGCUCAUCGUGUUCUGUGUUGCUUUUGGCCUUGUCAUUGGGAAGAUGGGAGAAAAGGGUCGGAUACUCCUGGAAUUCUUUGAUGCUCUGAAUGAAGCCACCAUGAGGCUGGUCAACAUCAUCAUGUGCUACAUGCCAGUAGGGAUCCUGUUCCUAAUUGCUGCUAAGAUUAUCGAGGUGGAAGACUGGGAGAUCUUCAAGAAGAUGGGUCUUUAUAUGGUGACGGUGCUGAGCGGUCUGGCUAUCCACGCCACCAUCUGUCUGCCACUUAUCUUCUUCGUCAUUGUGAGGAAGAACCCGUAUACCUUCACAUUGGGAAUGGCCCAGGCCCUGGUGACAGCACUCAUGAUCUCCUCCAGCUCUGCCACCCUGCCUGUCACCUUCCGAUGUGCCGAGGAGAACAAUCGCAUCGACAAGCGGAUCACCCGCUUCGUCCUCCCUGUGGGGGCCACCAUCAACAUGGAUGGGACGGCACUGUAUGAGGCGGUGGCAGCCAUCUUCAUCGCCCAGCUGAAUGACUACCAUCUGGAUGUGGGCCAGAUUGUCACUAUCAGUAUAACAGCAACGGUUGCCAGUAUUGGAGCUGCAGGAGUCCCAAACGCUGGGCUGGUCACCAUGGUGAUAGUCUUAACAGCUGUUGGAUUACCUGCAAAUGAUGUCACUCUGAUAGUCGCUGUGGAUUGGCUGCUGGACCGGUUCCGCACUAUGAUCAACGUUCUUGGCGAUGCUUAUGGAGCCGGUAUUGUUCAGAAACUAUCCAAAAAUGAACUGGAGAGGAUGGAUCUGAUAUCAGAUGUAGAUGUCGCCAACCCUUUUGCUCUGGAAGCUACUUUGGAUGAUGAAGAGUGCGAGAAGAAGUCCUACGUCAAUGGAGGCUUCACCGUCGACAAGACAGAUGCAAUCUCCUUCACUGAAACCUCUCAGUUCUAGCCUGCGGCUCCAGGAGCAGAAAGUGCCAUGCUGCUAUGGAUGUGUUCAUGUUUCAGCCCCAUGACCAGAGAGGGACCCAUCCAAGCUUAGACAUCGGCAAGAGCAGCGUCCAUUAAGCUUAUCCAAGAUGAUCACCCUCCAUGUCGGAUAUUUACAUCCACUAGAUUAAAGUGCUUCCUUCUUACUCUCAAAUUGUGCCAAUAUUAACAUGUCACUUUUCUUUUGAAUAGGAGUGAUCUUUUCUCGUAAAGAUGCACUCAAAAGAAAUGUGCGUGUAAGGAAAGUAUAUGAAGUGUGUGUGUAUGUAUUUUUGCCAUAAAGGAAAUUGAAUACAUGUUAAAACAAAACAUUAAUCCUACUUUAUUUGCUAUUAGAUAAUAAUUCUUACAAAAAUGGAUGAUUUUUUGGGUGUUGAAUGUCUAUGUCCAAUAAUGCACUGCUUAUAUAUCUAUCUGUAUAUUUAAACUGUGCCAAACAUAUAAAGAGGUUUUUCACCAAGUUGCAUGAAGCAAUAUGUUAAAGAAGUGCUAAUCGCUGGCCGCAGACUGAUUUUUUAUGGAGACUUCACAGAGAGUGGAGAUAGUCAACAAAGGCUUAUGAAGUCAUUGAACACUGUGAAAUGUAAGGACGUCUUUUUCAGAACCAAAUCACGUAAAAAUGAUCAUAAAUAGUGUGUUUUUAGGCAGUGUAGGGAUACAUUAGAGUAAACAGGUUUGUUUGGAGAAUGUCUUUGUAACACAAUUUUGCUAAUAUACUUUCACUGUGGUGUCGGGUAAAAAAUGCUCUUAAACAUAUUGCUCAGUGAAUAUUAUAGGCAUUUUAGCUUUAACCAGACAAUAGAAAAAAUAUGUGGGAACAAUUGGUCCGCAAGUCAUGUUGACAUUCUGGGAAAUAUACUGCACAUCUAUGCUUUCUUGCCAAGAGUGAAAUGAAAUGAUUAUUACCAUGUCAUAUCUGUGUUGAGCUAGGAGGGUGUUAGCUAGCAUAGCGCACACCAACAUUCAAAUAUAGAACUACUAAAACAUUUUAAUGUGACAGUUAGCAGUUUUUAAGGUACACUUAAUGCGCCAACAUGGGGAAAGUAAUACUUUUAUUUUCUCACUUUCAGCAAGUUGUUAAAAAAGUACUGGGGUAUCACUUUGAUUAAAGCCACACAAAACACGGCUCCGAUGCACAGCAGCAGAGGACAGCCUCCUAAAAGGAAGCUACAACAGCUUUUGGUUCAUUUUCAAAGGCAACUGCUACAAUAAAAAUCCAAUGCUGACCAGGAUUAAUCACAAACAUAAAUUAUUAGUUUCAGCCUAAUUGUAAUUAUGACAAACAGUAUAUUUUGUGAAAAGUCAACAUUUAGUCCAAGUUGGGUGCAAGACGAAAAGUCUGGUCAUCACAUUUUGAUGUCUUGUAAACAAGUGGAAAUGUAGUCCUAAUGAUGGCAAUUAUCUGGCUAGUAGUUUUGAAAAACUGUGAUGGAUGGACAGACGCACCAAAGGGCCUUGCCUUUCUUAGAACGUGAGAGAAAGUCAAUGCUUUGACACAAAUGAUACAAAUAUCUUUACCUAUGUUAAUGCUCUCUGGCUGCAUUGUUAUUUGUGAUGCUUGUGGUUUUACGCUCUUUUAUAAAAUAUAUGUCCAUGUCUAUAACCGAGAGCUGUGUAUUUGACUCCAUGCAGCAGCUACAUGCUCUGAUGCCUGCACAUGCUCAUAUUGUAUCGUAUUUAAGCAUGGGAUGAGUGGUGGAGAGUUGUUUGGUGGAGUUCCCUUGAACAAGAUAUGACAUGGGACCAACCGUGUUAUUGCUAAGGGUUUUCUGUUGUUCUAUGUAUGCCAUGUCCUAAUCAAUAUCAGUGUUUUCAAGGUAAAGUAAAAAGAGUCUUUUUACCUUCCAUAAUGACAAGACACAUGUUAUCCAUCACAUGCUAACAGAGGUAUGCAUUGUACAACAGACUCAGUAGAUCUACUUCUUCAAUGUAAGAUAACUUAGCUUGGUUCUUAGAUUGUGGUAGAAAUGAAACCGUCAGAGUAGUUUACAGCACAAUAUCACACUGUACGAUGAGUUCUAUUUUAAAUUGGAAGUCAGAAUAUCCCCGUGGGUCAUCCCUAAUUUUCCAAUGGUCCUCAUUGUAAGAGAUUGGUACGAGCUUUCUGAAUUGAAAAAGAAAGAAGAGAGAUGGACAUUUGAAAUACAGCUUAAAUGGUAAAAGUCAAUUUGGCCUCUGUCGAGAUAUCAAUGUCAUAUUAAGAGGAUAUUAAGCUGUGAUAUUUUCUUUAGCUGCUGUAAAGUACUGUUCCCAAAACUGCACCUAAUGUCCAUACUUAAUUGUUAUUGGCUAGGUUAGCGUAGAUAAUUAGGGACUGCAAACUUGCUAGCUAGGCUAGACAUGCUAAUUUCCAUGGUACAGAAAAUGACAGAGGAUGUCCUCUGCCUGUGGUUGAUAACUGUUCCCAAAGCAGCAGCUAGCAUCUCAAUGCUUUGCAAUGUUAGCUGCUACUCUUUCCCAUGUGUCCUUACCAAGUAUCGUGAAGAUGUUUUGCUGUUUUUGAGGUCAUGCAGUGCUGAAAAAUCCUAAACCUAUUUUCAGAAUAUUAAAAAGUCUAAUGAAGUAAUAGUGUUUUCAGAGUGCUUUUUGGUGGGAUUUCACUUGUCCACGUUUCCUCAGUGGAUUACUUGAGCUUUCAUGUUUAAAGGGUUGACUUUUCCCAAAAGUAAAAAUGUCCAAAUCCAUUGCUGGAAUAAGAGUCUAAGUCUCAGUGUCUUGAUUUUAAUCGUCUCUACACUGCCAAAAGGGCCAUAUUUGAAUUAAAACAUGGGUGGAGGUUGGUGCUUGUGUGUCAUUGUAUAUUGAUCAAAGAUGACCCAGAAGCCCUCGCAAAUCAGGUUGUAUUCUACAUUUCAAAAGCACACCGUCAUCAACCAACCCCGUCUUUGUUGAAACAACUACUUGAGUACGUACAAUAUGUGAAUCAACAUGUGCUAUGUAAUGUGUAACUGCAAGCAAAUAAAAGAAAGUUGCUAAUGAG
This is a messenger RNA of Gymnodraco acuticeps, 4827 nucleotides long. It is a transcript of the gene slc1a1, whose product is annotated as solute carrier family 1 member 1. The record is from RefSeq and is a predicted model, not a curated record. Gene Ontology annotation, biological process: L-glutamate transmembrane transport. Lineage: Eukaryota; Metazoa; Chordata; Actinopteri; Perciformes; Bathydraconidae. Gene Ontology annotation, cellular component: plasma membrane. Gene Ontology annotation, molecular function: glutamate:sodium symporter activity; L-glutamate transmembrane transporter activity; L-cysteine transmembrane transporter activity. The transcript has 12 exons. Bases 238 to 1809 code for a protein of 523 amino acids.